Messenger RNA from Sordaria macrospora k-hell, 867 nucleotides. NCBI's taxonomy places the organism in Eukaryota, Fungi, Ascomycota, Sordariomycetes, Sordariales, Sordariaceae. The record is from RefSeq and is a predicted model, not a curated record.
AUGCGCUCCAACACUCUUCUUGUUGCCCUUGCGGCCACCGCUUCGGCUUCUGCCGUUCCCCAGCCCCGGGCUGAGGCCCCCGCCGCUCUGAUCACUCCCGGCCCCAUCUUCAGGCCCGGAGAUUCGCCUGUCAACGAUGCCAUCCGUCACCAUGGUCAACAGCACGGGGUCAACAAGCGGGCCUACAUGGUUUCAAUGGAAAUUUCCGGUAAAGGCAGCGAUUUCACCAAGUGCGUUAACAGCAUUAACUCGGUCAUGAGCUCUAUCACGAGCGCCGCCCCGUAUCCCUCGGACGCCGAUCUCGCGUCCUGGCUCUUGAACAACGUUGAGGAGGAGCCCAUUACCACGAUCCCUAUCGACCAAGCCGAGAAAGCCUGCGAAACCUCGGACCGCACGACCGCCACUCCCCCUGCGUCCCUGGCCUCGGCCUACUCAUCCUACGAGAAGGAGGCUAUGUCAUGGCAGUCCAACGCGGCCAAGGGCGCCAGCAGCGCCGUCGGCAACUGCCCUACCAAGGUUCGCGAGUUUGUCGAGCUCACCUUUGUUACCGAUACUGCUGAGUGCAAGGCGCUUGUCAGCAAGCUCAACGGAAAGAGCGGUGCUGCUUCCAGCUCUGCCGUCGCCACAUCUACUGGCUCAUCCUCUGCCUUGGUCUUGACGCGUCUUCCUACGAUUACCUCUGGAUCAUGGAAGACGGAGCCUUCUUCCCCUGCAUCUUCUUCUUCCCCUGCAUCUUCUUCUUCAUCUUCUUCUGCCUCUCGCUCCUCGCCCACCAGCGAAUCGCUUGCCCCCUCAUCCUUCAACUUCUCUCCCGUCCUUGCGGCCGUCGCUGCAUUUGCCGGCCUCGUUGGUGUCUUUGCUCUCUAA